GGCGGGUCAGGAAGUGGGGGCGCGGCGGCCGGGAGCGGGCUGGGGCGGCCAAGGGGUUCGGCGACGCAGAGGGAGGGAGCCUGUAGGCCGCUCGGUAGGAGGAAGGGCGCCCCCGCCUCCGUGGAGACGAUGGCGGAGGAAGAAGGACCAACUGUAGAACUGCGCCAAAGAAAAAAGCCAAAGUCUUCAGAAUAUAAGGAAUCUGCCAAAGAAGAGAAAAUCAAGGAUGCUCCAGUUCCUGAAAGAGCUCCAAAAUAUGUAUUAUUUCAACGCUUUGCAAAGAUUUUCAUUGGCUGUCUUGCAGCGAUUACUAGUGGUAUGAUGUAUGCUCUCUAUUUAUCAGCAUACCAUGAACGGAAAUUCUGGUUUUCCAACAGGCAGGAGCUUGAACGGGAGAUCACAUUUCAGGGUGACAGCGCCAUUUAUUACUCCUAUUAUAAAGAUAUGUUAAAGGCACCUUCAUUUGAAAGAGGUGUUUACGAACUGACACACAAUAACAAGACUGUAUCUCUGAAGACUAUAAAUGCAGUGCAGCACAUGUCUGUAUAUCCAGAACUCAUCGCCAGCGUUUUAUAUCAAGCAACUGGAAGCAAUGAGGUUAUUGAGCCAGUGUAUUUUUAUAUUGGCAUUGUUUUUGGAUUGCAAGGAAUAUAUGUUACUGCUUUAUUUGUUACAAGUUGGCUUAUGAGUGGAACAUGGCUAGCAGGAAUGCUUACUGUUGCGUGGUUCAUUAUUAACAGGGUAGAUACAACAAGAAUUGAAUAUUCUAUUCCUUUAAGAGAAAACUGGGCGUUACCAUAUUUUGCGUGCCAAGUUGCUGCACUUACAGGCUUCCUAAAAAGCAACUUAAAUACUUACGGAGAGGUAAGAUACAAACCUGUUUUAUGCAUCACAGUUAAUUCUGAGGUUUAUGAAGUUUAUAAAAUCUAUAUAUUUUCUCUCUUUCUGGGACAUUUACUGCAGUUUGAUAAUUCAGCUUUGUUGGUAUCUCCUUUAUUAAGCUUAGUAGCAGCCUUAAUGCUUGCUAAGUGCCUUCAGCUGAAUAUAAAGAAAGGAACUUUUGUAGCAAAAAAAAUGAAAAUAAUUAAGUUUUACUUGGUGUGUACUCUGACGGUGACAUUGAAUAUUAUAAUGAAGAUGCUUGUUCCACACAAAGAAAAUGGGCACAUGCUGAAAUUCCUUGAAGUAAAAUUUGGGCUAACUAUGACUAAGAAUUUUACAAUGAAUUGGCUCCUCUGUCAAGAAUUCCUGCAAGCACCAUCUCAGGAUUUUUUUUUGCGAUUGACUCAGUCUUCUUUAUUACCUUUCUAUGUUUUAGUAUUAGCUAUUUGUUUUAUUUCUAUGAUGCAAGCUAUUUUUAGGAGAAUUAAUGGUAAUUCCCCGAAAGAAACUGCUACACUUGAAGAUGGACGAAUUGGAGAAAGGCCGGAAAUAACUUACCACGUAAUUCACACUAUUUUAUUGGGUUCUCUUGCGAUGGUUAUAGAAGGGCUGGUGUGGAGGUUGCUCGGGGCUACCCGGAAAGCACUUACUCUGAGCAUGGCUGUGCCCACUAUAAUAGGUCUCAGUUUAUGGAAAGAGUUUUUUCCAAGAUUAAUGGCAGAAUUAACGGAACUACAGGAAGUCUAUGACCCAGAUACAGUGGAACUUAUGACCUGGAUAAAAAGGCAAGCUCCAGUUACAGCUGUGUUUGCAGGGAGCCCACAGUUAAUGGGUGUAAUUAAAUUAUGCACUGGAUGGAUGGUGACAAGCUUGCCUCUUUACAAUGAUGAAGAUCUUCUCAAGAGAAACGAAAAUGUCUACCAGAUCUACUCGAAGCGAUCUGCUGAAGAUAUUUAUAAAAUACUGACAUCCUACAAAGCUAAUUACCUAAUUGUGGAGGAUGCUAUCUGCAAUGAGGUGGGAACCAUGAGAGGCUGUAGGGUUAAAGAUUUAUUAGACGUUGCAAAUGGCCAUGUGAUUUGUGAAGAAGGUGACAAAUUAACUUACACAAAAUAUGGGCGAUUUUGUCAUGAGGUCAAAAUUAACUAUUCUCCAUAUGUAAAUUAUUUCACUAGAGUAUACUGGAACAGGUCCUACUUUGUAUAUAAAAUCAACACUGUGAUAUCCUUCCAGUCUUGAAAAAUAACAGAGCCUUCAUUUCAAAAACUUACGCUACCUGAAGUGUACUGCAAUUUUCUUCUACCUACGUGGCGUCUUUUGGAGAUCAGCAUUUGUACUUUUGAAAUAUUGCUGCCUCUUUUCCCUUCCUGCUGUUAACUGGAUCCAUAGUUCUGUGGGAAUCGAAGAUCAAGCGUUAGUGUCUUUGUAAUGUCAGAUCUAUCAUCUGCAGUAUUUCAAAGUGUCUUCCUUGCUAUUGUGUGGUCUUUAAAGGUUUUACCUAUUGAAACAUUUUCCCCGUAAAUCUUCAUUCUGUCAUAAUACAGAUAUUGAAUUUGAAUAUUUUCAGAGUCAGACUACAUUUCUCAAAUAUAACAUUUAAUAAAUACUUAAUGUAAUAUAAUUUUAUAA
Molecule: messenger RNA, 2511 nt
Organism: Otolemur garnettii (small-eared galago)
Lineage: Eukaryota; Metazoa; Chordata; Mammalia; Primates; Galagidae
Gene: DPY19L4
Product: dpy-19 like 4
Exons: 18
Coding region: 130-2121 (663 amino acids)
Cellular component (GO): nuclear inner membrane
Molecular function (GO): mannosyltransferase activity
Source: RefSeq, a predicted model, not a curated record